UUAUGAAGGUCCAUUGUUUGUUUGUGGUCUGUGAAUCAGCUCAUUACGAAGUCUUCAAUGGACGUCCCAUCUGUGGUGGGUGAGGACGACGUCAGAAGUGAUCGACCAAUCAGCAAGACGACCGUUGGUUGUGUAUCCAAGCGUAGCCGGCGGGUCCAGCUAUAAUGGAGUAAAGCCGGUCAAAUCCACCUCCACCUACUGCAAUUCCUACAACUCUUUAUUUGAUUGAUCGAACUGAUUGAGGAGAAACGUCCUUCUUUUCCCUUUUCUUCCCCUCCAUCUCCACGUCCCCCAACAGGACUUACAGUUUUUGCAGACAACAGGGGAAAAGCAUUUUAAAGUUAGAAGAGUUGCGGAAGAGCCCGAUGAUGUCUGAACAGCCGACUGCUUUUAGUCUGCUUGUCAGAAUCUAGCAUGAAGGAAUCGUCCCAGACGAUGUGAAAACCAGUUCCUGCUCUGGCUGUUCGUCACAUGCGUCAGAAACUCAGUGCUGUAGGUUGAGUAAAGACUAGAUUGCAAGGUGUCCGACGACUUUCAGGCAAAACCCAGUAUGUUCUUCUGCAUCAUGCUAGUCUUGCUCCAAAUCAGAGCCACUCAGUCGGCCAUCCAGAACUUUCGCUUCCAAAAAUCCAGCGAUUGUAGAGGGAUGGCUUUGGCAGCAGUUGACAGGUAUCAGACAAUCAGAGCCCGAGGUAUUGUGGAGUGUGUCAACUUCUGUGGACUUGACUCUAGGUGUCUUUCCGUUGUAUUUGACACCAGUACUCUCCAGUGCUGCCUCGGAGCAGUCAAGGCUCAUCAGAACUGCUCCAAUAUGGAGCCAGCCUCAGAAGAAGAAGUCCACUUAGAACUGAUAAAGCCAUGCACCAACUACGGUGUGUCCAGCACUGACGAGCGAUGUGAUUGUCUCACCCUCGCCGACUGUCCAACACUAGCACGAGGUAAAGGCACCCUCCCAGUCAUUACAGUACAAGACUGUGGACAUUGUUACAAUGUCCUCUUUGCCGACUCAUGA
Molecule: messenger RNA, 1012 nt
Organism: Pomacea canaliculata
Lineage: Eukaryota; Metazoa; Mollusca; Gastropoda; Architaenioglossa; Ampullariidae
Exons: 2
Coding region: 551-1012 (153 amino acids)
Source: RefSeq, a predicted model, not a curated record